Molecule: messenger RNA, 4592 nt
Organism: Physella acuta
Lineage: Eukaryota; Metazoa; Mollusca; Gastropoda; Physidae
Product: mucin-5AC
Biological process (GO): proteolysis
Molecular function (GO): metalloendopeptidase activity
Source: RefSeq, a predicted model, not a curated record
GCCUUCACCUUAAUUAGCUGAAACACCACAAGUUCAAGUGACCUCCGUGUAAUUUGCAUUUUUAUCUGGCACCGUCCUUAGACCUACCCGAACCUCCCUUACGAAAACUAAAGUUGCCGCCUUUUACUCAAUCACGAUUUACCAGUUCUUGCGUACUUUGUUUUGUUUUUUUACUGACAAAAAGCUCCACGACUUUAACCUUAAACCUUAUCCUUGAGUUACUUAUCCCAGUAAAAACCCACCAUACUAAUCCCUACCUUGUCUCAUCCCGAUUGAAUUUCCGGCCAAACAACAUUAACAUACCCAGCUUACAAAACAAUUUGCUCUUAUCUACCUUGUUCUUACACGAUUCGAACGUUCGAAUUUUCUACGCCUCAAACAACAAUGUCCCGCGGCCAUCAAGUCGUGUGACCCGCCCACCUUUUCGUAAAACAACGCAGCACUCAUUUUAAUAAACCGGGAUAUUAAAAACACAAUGACGCAUUCCGUUUGACCUCAAUAUUCGAGUGUUAUUAUCCACAAACGUGAUUCAACAUUCUCCAAACCGAGGCUUGGGUUUCAUUAAAAAAUGACGUAGUGGGAAUCCGUGACCUACUAAACCUUUAUGUUACUAAUUUUGGCAAAAGGGUAUAAAAGGCCGAAAACACGGUAAGUUGAAUUCACUAAGAAUUUAUUUUGAACAACAAACACUUUUAGGAUUCACGUCUAACAAAAUAUACUAAAUUAAUAGACAUUGUAUUUUGAAUCUCUGCAGACUGUUUUGAAGUUUUUUAUCAAAGAGUUUUGAAGUUGAGCGCACAAUUUUUUAGUAGUCUGAAGGUUCUAAUAAAUCCAAAUGUUGAGCCAACUUUUCAACAUUGCCAUUUUAUUUUGGUUUUCAAGUUUCUCUACCUCGUCACCAAUCUCAUCUACCUCAGAAGACAUGGAGGUCACCUUGACCCUGCUCUCAGAGAGAUUCGACCCCAUGACCCGACACAAGCGGUCAGCUGACUCUAACUUACCAGACCAGCUUCUGUUUCACCUGCCUCUAAACCAGGAGCACGUCAAACUCCGGCUUGUGAGGACUGAGGCACUCAGAGUUAUAACCAGUGACCCGGAGAGCACUCACACAGCCAACCAGCUGCUCGAGGACACUGGCGUGUACACAGACCAACAACUCAAGUCAGCACUGAUUGUUGAGAGAAGGGGAGGCGACUACCAGCUGAUAGGAACAUUUGUUCACAAGAACAAGGAGUGGGACCUUGCACCCUCAGGUAGAAGCAAGAGAGACGUCCACACGAUAAAGCCAGUCAGGGUUCACAACGAGACCAUCUCAUUCGUUGGGGACGUGGUGGAAGACACUCAAGAGAGGCCAGAGGUAAACAAACGGAGACGUGUGGAUAAACCAGGCGCCAGUUCCAGACACAAGCGGGCACUGACCCAGCACAACAUCGAGGUCGCCAUGGUAGUGGACAACACGGACUACAGCAGGUUUGUCAGCUACUACGGCUCUACACAAGCGCUGGCUCAGAUGAGGCUCUGGUACACCUAUGUUGCUGCAGCGCUGAACAUCCGGUACCAGUCAAUCCAAGACACAGAAAUAGCAGUGAGCACAUCUGUUACAGUUCUCAAAAUAUUAACAAAUCCCACCGACGACAAAUUCAUCAAAGACAUCACCACAAGUGGUCAGUUCAGUGGCACCACAGGUCUCCAGGUCCUGGCCAACUGGUACCAGAACCAGACGGACAUUCCAGCAAGUGACCACUACAUGCUGUUUACAGGACUUGACAUUAUCGGGGCCUCCGGCAUCGCUUACAGCGCCAGAACGUGCACAAAGAACGGGGUGUCAAUCACAGAGAACAGCUUUACAGGCACUGUCUCAGGUGUGGCGGCCCACGAACUGGGUCACAGCCUGUCUGCCAUCCACGAUGCCGACACCCAGUCUGUGUGCUCUGACGCCAGCCAGAACAUCAUGGCCACCAUCUUCCGCUCGCCAGUUGACCCAGGGAACGAGGGCAACCCGUGGACCUUUUCGUCCUGUUCCAGGAGCGCCAUCAAGACCUACCUCAAGUCCGUGACGUGCACCCAGGUGACCUCGUCUAUCACCAACGCCCUCCCACCCCCAGUAGAGGGUCAACGACCCGGUGAGGUCCUGAGUCUGGACGACCAAUGCCGCCUUUCAUUCAGAGACACCUCCAGCUUCUACUGCAAGAACGUACAAGUGGCCUAUGGAGGAGAGGCCCAGCUGUGUGGUGGCAUGUACUGCAGCAUCCCUAACGACCCAGACGGCUACUGCCAGACAACCAUACCUCAGGAGUACUCACCUUGUGGCAGCUCUUAUUGGUGUGUUGCAGGCAAAUGCAUACUUAGAGUAAACUCAACUACGGCAGUACCUACAACUACAACCAUUCGAACCACGACUACAACAAAACCUACAACUACGACAGUACCAACUACAACUACAACAACUACAAGACCUACAACUACAGCAGUACCAACCACAACUACAACAGUACCAACCACAACUACAACAAAACCUACAACUACAGCAGUGCCAACUACAACUACAACAAAACCUACAACUACAGCAGUGCCAACCACAACUACGACAGUACCAACCACAACUACAACAAAGCCAACAACUACAGCAGUGCCAACCACAACUACGACAGUACCAACCACAACUACAACUACAACAAAGCCUACAACUACAGCAGUGCCAACCACAACUACAGCAGUACCAACCACAACUUCAACCAAACCUACAACUACAACAGCAUCCUACACAACAACUACAGUAGGCCUACCUUAUACAACUACAACAAAACCGACAACUACCGCAUACCCUACCACAACUACAUCAUCAACCACAACUACGAUAAAGCCCACAACCACUGCACUUCCAACUACCACACCAGUACCCACUACAGCCACAACAAAGCUUACAACUACAACAUCUUCAUCAACGGCGUCAACUAUCCCCUACACGACAUCACCUACUACAUCCUACACGACGGCCAGUGUGACAACCACACCGGCAGCUACAACCACGGUGACCCUACAGUCCAGUAAACCAUCGGGGCCCGUGAGUUUCCGUGAGUGCAACAUUUACCUGAGUAGAGGCAGCGCUAUUCUCUGGCUCUUCUGUAUCAGAAAUGUAUUCGAUUACCAGCAAGCUGAAACUAAGAAGCGACUUCAAACAGCAUUAGACACCUACUGGCAAUAUCAUGAAGACAAAUAGAGAAGACCACGAUUAUAAACAAGUAUCGAUACUAAGCAAGACAUGUUUAAGCUUAGCCAAUUAAAACUAGAUCGCUUAUAUUAAUUAAUUAAUUAAUUUGAUGAUUUUAAAUUUCAUUUGAAAGCUGUGGUACUAAGGAAAUCCAUUUCUUGUAAACUGUGACUUUGCUUUAAGCAAUACAACAAUGAAAUCCAGGUGCGGCAUCUAAUGUUUGAUUUAGUCGAUUACAAAAUUACUUGCACUCAUACGGUGGCAUCGAAUAUUUGUGUUGGUCGAUUACAAAUCAACGGGCGCUCAAGUACAUAGUUUUAACAUAUGCAUUUCAAAGGGCUGUUUAAAACGUAAUUUUGAACAUACUCCUAUACGACUUUAUAAACAUAAUUUUAAUGUUAGUUAUAUAAGAUUGUUAUCUUUUUACUAUGAGCCUUCAACCAAUAGGUAGCAUGUUAUUGAAUCGAUGCCACACAUGCAGUGAUGCUUCGGUUUACGAACUGUAUCCUUUUCAAGACCUUGUUCGUUCAAUUAAAUUAGCUUAGUGAGGAACAAAAAAAAUGUUUGAACUGCUAAUAUGAGAAAAUCAAAUUUGCACGCGAUGUUUUGUAGGUUUUAGAUGAAGCAGAACCGAACUGAUUGAAUAAGGGAAGGAAAAUUGUAAAACUCGACCCCCCUCUGUCCUCCCCCCCCCACCCAAUCCCCCAGCACAUUCUAUACACAGUUUGUACUACAGGUUUCCUAGUAGGUUUUUUAAAUUCAGAAACCCAACCAAAAAUUGGAUCGCCCAAAUUGUUUCCAUGUGUUCCUGGCAUUUCAAUAAAAAUUCUAGCCAUGCGUGAUUUGAGUAUGAAGAAAACAACUCAACUUUUGCUAGCGUAGAAAGAAAACAACUCAAUGUUGCUAGCGUAGAAAGAAAACAACUCAAUGUUGCUAGCGUAGAAAGAAAACAACUCAACUGUUGCUAGCGUAGAAAGAAAACAACUCAACUGUUGCUAGCGUAGAAAGAAAACAACUCAAUGUUGCUAGCGUAGAAAGAAAACAACUCAACUGUUGCUAGCGUAGAAAGAAAACAACUCAAUGUUGCUAGCGUAGAAAGAAAACAACUCAAUGUUGCUAGCGUAGAAAGAAAACAACUCAAUGUUGCUAGCGUAGAAAGAAAACAACUCAAUGUUGCUAGCGUUGACCAUGGUCGUCUUGUUAUGGGCAGGUGGGGUACGUUCGUUUCCAUACAAAUAAUGCAUACAUCAAAUGUAAAUAGUGACAUAAAGGUUGUUGCAUCAAGUCUCAUAAGGGUUUCUUUCAUUUAUUGGUUGUAACAUGUUUGUUUCAGAAUUAGUGAUUUAUUAUAUAGAUUGUUGAACCAUUUAUUUUUUUAAAU